AUGCGAUUAAAGAUUGAAUUGGCCCCCAAUUCGAAUAGGAGCACUGUGUCUAAUACCUCAUUCCAAGGACAAGAAGCUGUUACUGAUGCUCCUAUCGAUGAUGUUCUCGCCAUCAAUCAAAUUGAAAAGAUAUUGAUCGGUGGAUUUGAAGAUAUUCUAAGUAGAAAAGCCCUUGACGCGUCAAACUCUGGGAAGGAUAGAGAGGAUGACAGUGAAGAAAGAGAAGAUGACGAUGGAGAAAAAGGGGACAAUGAUCAAGUAGAUAUCCUGGCUGGCCAUGAAUUUGAUUUCGAGUUCAUUGCUUGA
Lobosporangium transversale is the source of this 306-nucleotide messenger RNA. RefSeq lists its product as hypothetical. Lineage: Eukaryota; Fungi; Mortierellomycota; Mortierellomycetes; Mortierellales; Mortierellaceae. The transcript has 4 exons. The record is from RefSeq and is a predicted model, not a curated record. The coding region runs from base 1 to 306 and encodes 101 amino acids.